CUGUCAUAUCUAUUCUCACAUGUCUGAGACGGGUUAUAUAUAAUGAAGCUUUUCUAGGGUCAUCUCACUUGUGCCGGAACCAUCACGGAAGCUGGAGGAGCCUUAAAGGAAAUAAAGGUAACUCCCAACCAUGUGUGACGACGACGCUGCUGCUCUUGUUUGUGACAAUGGCUCUGGAAUGGUCAAGGCUGGCUUCGCUGGUGAUGAUGCCCCACGCGCCGUCUUUCCCUCGAUCGUGGGUCGCCCUCGUCACCAGGGUGUGAUGGUCGGCAUGGGUCAAAAGGAUGCCUAUGUGGGUGACGAGGCUCAAAGCAAAAGGGGUAUUCUUACUCUCAAGUACCCGAUCUGUCAUGGCAUCAUCACCAACUGGGAUGACAUGGAGAAGGUUUGGCAUCACACCUUCUACAAUGAAUUGCGAGUUGCUCCCGAGGAGUCGCCAGUGCUUCUCACCGAGGCUCCUCUUAACCCAAAGGCCAAUCGUGAAAAGAUGACACAGAUCAUGUUCGAGACUUUCAGCUUACCUGCUAUGUACGUAGCCAUUCAAGCCGUACUUUCCCUUUAUGCUUCCGGCCGCACGACAGGCAUUGUGCUUGAUUCCGGAGAUGGAGUGUCCCAUACAGUUCCCAUCUAUGAAGGCUUUGCUCUCCCCCAUGCUAUCAAUCGACUAGACCUGGCAGGUCGUGACCUGACUGAUUACCUUAUGAAGAUCAUGACUGAAAGAGGGUAUUCCUUCACGACUACAGCAGAACGUGAGAUCAUCCGUGACAUUAAGGAAAAACUCUGCUACGUUGCUCUGGACUUCGAAAAUGAAAUGGCACAAGCCGCAGCCUCAACAUCCCUGGAUAAAUCUUAUGAGCUUCCCGAUGGCCAGGUCAUUACCAUCGGCAAUGAACGUUUCCGAGCUCCUGAGGCCAUGUAUCAGCCUUCCUUCCUUGGUAUGGAAUCUGCUGGAAUCCAUGAAACUGUCUUCCAGUCCAUCAUGAAGUGUGAUGUCGACAUCAGGAAGGAUCUUUAUGCCAACACUGUCAUGUCUGGAGGUACCACCAUGUACCCUGGUAUUGCUGACAGGAUGCAGAAGGAGAUUACUACCUUGGCUCCCUCUACUAUCAAGAUCAAGAUCAUCGCUCCUCCUGAGCGAAAGUACUCCGUCUGGAUUGGAGGCUCUAUUCUGGCUUCACUGUCCACCUUCCAGACCAUGUGGAUUUCUAAGGAUGAGUAUGAUGAGUCUGGACCAGGCAUUGUCCAUCGCAAAUGUUUCUAAUUACACUCUAUACCCUAUCAAUAAAAGAAUGCCGAGUAAUUUAA
Molecule: messenger RNA, 1305 nt
Organism: Macrobrachium nipponense
Lineage: Eukaryota; Metazoa; Arthropoda; Malacostraca; Decapoda; Palaemonidae
Product: actin, muscle-like
Exons: 2
Coding region: 131-1261 (376 amino acids)
Biological process (GO): mitotic cytokinesis
Source: RefSeq, a predicted model, not a curated record